This is a messenger RNA of Cylicostephanus goldi, 441 nucleotides long. The record is from the annotation of a GenBank genome assembly. NCBI's taxonomy places the organism in Eukaryota, Metazoa, Nematoda, Chromadorea, Rhabditida, Strongylidae.
GAUGACCUUGGCGAACACAAGCUUAUUCCACGAACUGAAGCCAAGGCAAACUAUCUCCUCAAGGAUUGUGACCUUGACAUACGUGAACCUCCGCUACGUUUUUGGGCCAAGAAGAAUCCUCAUAACCCUCGUUAUGGUGACAUGAAACUAUAUCUGAAAUGUCAGGUGAUUGAUCGAAUGUUGGAAAUCUAUGGCAGCUGGGAAGAAUUUGAAGCUGAGAAAAAGUUGAGAUCAACGCAAAAAGAAGUCAGGGCUGAGAAGAAUUUCGAGAAAAAAGUGAAGGAAAUGAGGCAACAUAUACGAGGCCUGUCUGGUGUGAAGAUCCGUCAGGAAAAAGCCCAUGAGCAUGUUUAUGGCGAAGAAAAAUAUGACGAAGCUAAGGAUGAAUACUCGAAGGAAUGCUUAGAAUGCGACUAUGUGUUGACCUACGAAAAAAUGUGA